UAACAGGAAACUCUGAGUACAUUGGAAUAUGCUCACAGAGCAAAGAACAUAAUGAAUAAACCUGAAGUUAAUCAAAAACUCACCAAAAAAGCUCUUAUUAAGGAGUAUACAGAAGAGAUAGAGCGUUUGAAGCGAGAUCUGGCAGCAGCUCGUGAGAAAAAUGGAGUGUACAUCUCUGAAGAAAGUUUUAGAGCCAUGAAUGGAAAAGUAACUGUUCAGGAGGAACAAAUUGUUGAGUUGGUUGAAAAGAUCGCCGCUCUUGAGGAGGAGCUCAGUAAGGCUACAGAGUUAUUUAUGGAUAGUAAGAACGAACUUGACCAGUGUAAAUCUGACCUGCAAACCAAGACCCAGGAACUUGAAACCACUCAGAAACAUUUGCAAGAAACAAAAUUACAACUUGUUAAAGAGGAAUAUGUCUCUUCAGCCUUGGAAAGAACCGAGAAGAAGCUUCAUGAAACGGCCAGCAAGUUGCUUAACACAGUUAAAGAAACCACCAGGGAUGUUUCUGGUCUACAUUCUAAACUGGACCGCAAGAGAGCAAUCGAUGAGCAUAAUGCUGAAGCUCAGGAGAGCUUUGGCAAAAACCUCAACAGUCUGUUUAAUAAUAUGGAAGAAUUAAUUAAGGAUGGCAGUGCGAAACAGAAGGCCAUGCUAGACGUUCAUAAGACACUGUUUGGUAACCUGAUGUCUUCUAGUGUCUCUGCAUUAGACAACAUUACCACAACAGCACUUGAAUCUCUCAUGUCUGUUCCAGACAAUGUGUCAGCUCGUGUUUCUCAGAUUUCUGAUAUGAUAUUGGAAGAGCAAUCGUUAGCAGCACAAAGUAAAAGUGUUCUGCAAGGAUUGAUUGAUGAACUUGUGACCGCUUUCACUUCCCUGAAGACCACCGUAACCCCUGGUGUGGUUUCCAUCUUGAACAUAAAUAGGCAACUACAGCAUAUUUUCAGGGCUUCAUCGACAGUGGCUGAAAAGGUACACAUCAAAAAAAGAGAAAUAGACAGUUUUCUCAGUAUUUUGUGUAACAAUUUACAUGAACUCUGAGAAAACACAGUUUCUUCCUUGGUUGAAUCACAAAAGCUUUGUGGAAACCUAACUGAAGACCUGAAGACAAUAAAGGAAACCCAUUCACAGGAACUUUGCCAGUUAAGCAGUAGUUGGGCAGAGAGAUUCUGUGCUUUGGAGNAGAAGUAUGAAAACAUCCAGAAACCACUGAACAGUAUUCAAGAAAAUACAGAGCGUACAGCCUUGACUUCCAAGAAACUCUGCCCCAGCGUCCCAGCUGCUGAAACCAUAGGCUCNGGGCUUCUUGAUAAAACAAUAAAAACUGGUUUAACAAANCUGAAUUGCUUUCUGCAACAGGAUCUGAAACUAGAUAUCCCAACAGGUAUGACACCAGAGAGGAAAAAAUAUUUAUAUCCAUCAACACUUGUGAGAAAUGAGCCAUGAGAGCAGCUCCUUGAUCAGCUGCAAAAGAAACAGCCACUAAUGAUGCCAAACAGCUCAGAAACCAGCAAGGAGACCAGUCAGGACAUGGAUGAAGAGAGCGAGGUUCUGGAGCAGUGUACUGAGGAACUUGUAAGUCAAGAGACAAGUGUACAUACCAGUGCGGAUUGCUCUUCCAGCGGAGGUGUUCCAUUUUUCCAGCAUAAAAAGCCACAUGGAAAAGACAAAGAGAACAGAGGCCUUAACCCGGUGGAGAAGGCUAAAGUGGAAGAGGCCUCGGAUCUCUCCAUCUCCAAGAGCAGACUGCCACUGCGUGCCUCCAUAAACCUCUAG
Molecule: messenger RNA, 1776 nt
Organism: Mus pahari (shrew mouse)
Lineage: Eukaryota; Metazoa; Chordata; Mammalia; Rodentia; Muridae
Gene: Kif11
Product: kinesin family member 11
Biological process (GO): microtubule-based movement; mitotic spindle assembly
Cellular component (GO): nucleus; spindle microtubule
Molecular function (GO): plus-end-directed microtubule motor activity; ATP binding; microtubule binding
Source: RefSeq, a predicted model, not a curated record